AAUGUUUACAUGGAAUCCAAGAUGGUGGGGAAGAAAGGAAAGAAAAAGAGCAAAGAGGUUAAGUCAGCUGUUGUGCCAUCGAGCGCAUUUGCCGCUGUUCCCACAUCGGUAACUGCGCCUGCUGCUAUGGCCCCAUCUACCUCAGGCAAGACCAAGCAGGUGGCAUCACCACGUAUCCUUGGCCAGCCCAGCUCCCCAGUGGAUGAGUUUAGUGAACCUGAGAGCAGUUUGUUUGACUACCAGCAGAUGGACGAGGCUGGUUACAUGACGGUGGGUUUUGGUACCUGGCCUACUAAAGGGAAACAACAAAGAAGUGGAAUGCAAGCACAACCUCAGUUCCGCAACUCUGGAUCUACAGGAAUUUAUGCAACACCGGGAGAUGUUGAAGUAUUGGCACAAGGGGACUCAUCCCACAUUGGCAACAUCUCUGAUCUCUACGCCACGCCAAUGAAGAAAAAAGGAAAAGCGAAACGAGACACUUCAGAGGUGGAUGGUGGGACACUGUCCAGAACACACCAAGCGGUUGAGACAGAGAUGAAGAAGAUUUAUAACAUGACAUCAGAGCCUAAUGAUACUAUGAAAGAAGUUCGAGCCAUGGUGCACCACUCACACCCAGGGAGUCACCAGACAGACAGUGGACGUGGGUCAACAAGACCUCAGAGUUUGGCUGAAGAAGAAGGUCGCCUAAGCCCAGACCUGGCCCACAUAUCUAACCAUACAAACCAGAGUAGGUCAGUGCAUGCGACCAUAUCCUCGCUGGAGGCCCAGCCGACAGAUCUGUUUGACCGCGGUCGAGGGAAGCCGCAGUUGCUGGGUAACGAAGUUGUGGAGGAGCUAAUCAAAGCUAGCAAAACAGCCAGUCGUUCAUCCCAUAUGCAGACACCUCGGAGCAUGAACCGAGGGCCAGGAGUGGAUGGAGAGGUGCAUCAGCUCAGGUCACAGAAUGAGGAAAUGUUGGCAGAGCUUCAUUCCCUCAGGAGGGUGGCGGAGGCUAUCAGGGAUGGGAAUGUGGAGAGUGCGCAAGCCUUGUACCUGCGGCGUCAGAUGGAAGACAUCAAAGAAGAGAACGACACCCUCAAGUCAACUGUCCAUAGACUAAAUGUGGAGCUCAGUGACUGCCUUGCUAAAUAUAGACCAGUAGAUUCAGCGCAGCUUAAGCAGGUGAUAGAAAUCAAUGGCCUACCAUCAAAAGGUCCUGUUCCAUCUUGGCUGAUCAACAAGAAAUACUUGGCGCCAUUGUUUUUAGCCUACGACGACCGCUUAGCAGAGAAAGACCAAGUUAUAGACGAAUGUAAGAAAGAGCUAGAGUCACUGAAGAGAAGAGCUGAGGAAAUUUUGAAGGAGAACCAACGGUUACGCAUGAGUGGUGGCAUGGGGCUACAGGCUAAUGGCACAGAGUGGCAACAGCUGCAGGAACAAGCCCGUCUGGUGCUGGAGGAGAACCAGGUGUUACUGGAGCAGCUGCAGGUACAGACCAACAAGUCUAAGGAGAUACACCUGUCCCAUAUGGCAGAGAUCUCCCGGAUGGCCAAAAAAAUGGCCCUGUCUGAGGGAGAGAGGGCAGAGGUCGAGCGGCAGCUGGACGAGAUGAGGGUCAAGUACAGGGAGGUCAAACACAAGCAUGAUCAGAUGGUGAUGGAGGUGGGGUCGCAGGUCAACGUGCACACUCACAUCAACACCAUCGCUGACCUUAAAAGAUCUGUGACAGAAGAGAAAGAAAGCUUUGAGAGGGAGAUGGAUUCACUUCGAGUUAAAUUAAAUGCAUCAGAAGAGGAGAGAAGGAACCAAGCCCUGCAAAUGGUGGACCUGGUGGCUGAGAACAAAAGGCUGAAAGCUGAGGUCAAGGCCAUGCAGAAAUCUGUCAAACACGCCCAGCAGAAGAUGGCAGUGCUGCACCGAGCUAUUGAGUUGUCUGAAGACAAGGAGCUCAUCACACAGGAACAACUGGCAAGUGUUAUCAAAGUGGCAGAAAAGACAGCACUAGAGAGGGACACAGUGUAUAAAGUGGCAAGAGAACACCAGGAAGAAGCCAAACAAACAGUGAACAGGUUGAUGCAGGGCAGUGUAGCAGUAGGAAAACUUGAAGAGAAACUCAAACUGUAUCGCAUGAAAGCAUCAGCAAAACUUAAUACAGUGGCUGAAAGGUUAAAAGAACAGGAUGAAGCUUUUAAUAGCAAAAAAAAAGAAUAUGAAAGAGAAAUCCAGUACUUACGACUAUUACUUAAAGAAAAAGAAGAAGUCAUUGAGUCUCUCGAGAAAGAUAAAAAGGACAUUGAGAAAGACCUGGACACAAUGUGGCAAGCUGCAUCGUGCGAGAACCAGCGUGUGAAAAAUAUUUUGCGCAGCGGUCCCAGAAAACUGAGGGACCAGGUCCACAUAACGGACGCCCUGAAGGACGAGAUGGAGAACGAGGAACUGCUGCACUUCUCCGAGGAUGAGUCGAGUAAACUCUGAUAUUAACUGUUGCGAUAGUGUGCUACAAGGCUGUGAUAUAUUUUUACUUCACGUUUAUUUUUUAUACAAGACUGGACAUUUAAAAAAAUUUUAUAAUGAUAUAUUGAACUUGUGGUAUUUGAAAAUAUCCCAAUUUUUUUAGUUAUACAUUUACACCAAAUUUAUUGAAAGGAAUCUCAACAGGACUAGAUCACUAAAGGCACAACUUUCUGCUUGUGUUUUGCAUCGAUACUGUAAUUAGGAGUAAUUGUGUAAUACCUAAAUCAGCUAGCUGUGCUUUAUACAAUUGUUUACUUAAAUCAACUUGAUAUGAUUUUACACAUGUUUUACCACCAUAGUUUUGUGAGUGCUUACUAUUUUAUUAGGAGGUAACUCUGUCAUUACAAGAAUAGUUUUCUUUUAAUUAUGCCAUAAGAUGACUGUAUUAUUUAUCCAAAAUUUAAUAGACAGUUCUAUUUUUUUUAAAACCAGUUUUAGUUGUGUUUGCCUAUUUUGCUAAACACUUUUUAAAUUGAAGAAAUAAAAAUAGUAAAUACUUUGAGCUAUAUGUAAUAACAGUUAGUGUUAAUAUAGCCCCAAUUUAAUUUUUUUUUUUUUUUUGAGGCUACUGAAUUACUACUAGAUCUACUAUCUGACAAAAACAGGACUAUCUUCAGGGUUUGCCAAGAAAUGCCAGUGACCGGCAAAAGAGCUUUCUGUGGCAGCCCCAUGUGUCUUGUGUACUUAAGGGAAAAGAUUAUCUGGUUUUUAAUUAUUAUUUCAAUACUUGUUAGUAGUUUAUUAUUUCCAUGAGUAUGCUCCCACUUUUAAUUUGACUUGUUACUUUUGUGAGGUUAUGUUUUUUUAUUUCAACUUAAUUUACUUCAUAGUAAUGUUAUGGUGGUAGUUUAAAGAUAGAUGAUUUGCUGGAUUUAUUCAUGUUUUGUUAGUUUAGUUUUACACUCAAUGAUUGAAGCACAUUGAUACCACAAAGAUCCACUUCAGCCAAGGUGAUUUUUAUGUUUAACUGUCAAAAUUGUCUCUUUAACUUCGUUCAUAUUUUUAUAACCCCACAAGUGUUGCCAAAAUCAAUGUACCACCAUACAAGACCUGUCUAGUGUCACUCUGGUGACCUAAUGUUUCUAGAUCUGGAUUCUGCUGUAAUCGUAUUCCAUACUUUAAAAUUUUUCUUCGUUGUUUAAAAUGCAUCUUUAACCAUUGAUGUUUAUAAGUAUUAACUUUAUCAUUAUGAUGUAAUCUUUAAAUGAUCACCUUGCAUUCAUAGUAAUACUAAAAAGGCUUGACAUCAGUAUCUUUUAGCAGCACAAAUCCCACCCCAUUUAUGCCCAUAUUUUAAAGGAAAGGUUGUGAAAUACAUUUUUUUUGGAGUAUACUUUGGUCACUUUAGAUUUUUAAGUAGUUUUUAUAAUUUUAAUAGUCCCACGUUUCUGAAGAUCUUAGCAUAAACUCUUGUAGUUUUCACUUUAAAGUGCAAUAUUUUUCUGAAAGAAAUUUAAGACAGAUCUAGAUAGUAUGUUUAGCUACUUAUGUUUAAAAAAUUGUGUUUAUAUGUAGGAAGCUGAUUAUUUUUUUGUCUCUUUGAUUACAUUUUUGAACGGUGGGUUUACUUUUAUAAAAAAAAACCUGUGUGAUUUAACUCAGAUGAGUUCUGAAGAAAAAUUUUAUUUACUUGUCACUUUAUGUAAGUUAACGAUUUAUCUCCGUCCAUGCAUACUUAUAAUGGUGCUAAUAUUCGUUAAUUGCCUUGUAAGAAAUAUUUUUAAAUACUCAGAGGUCAAUACAGAACGUGGUCCUUAACUGAAACAAAACAUAUAAUUAGAAGGCAGAUCAGUCUUCCUUUGUUGCAAUGUCACAUUUUAGACUCAUUUUUUUUAUCAUAUAAUAAAGUAAUUUUGGUAUCGUAUAUAGUGUAUGACAUGUUUAUAUUUAUAUAUAUAUAUAAUUAAAGUUUGAAUUAUGAAUGUAACUAUUGCAUUUGUGUAUGUAUAUUUCAUAAUAUACUGUUGAAAUUAAAUACUUUGA
Physella acuta is the source of this 4476-nucleotide messenger RNA. Its product is annotated as centrosomal protein of 89 kDa. Gene Ontology annotation, biological process: mitochondrion organization; cilium assembly; chemical synaptic transmission. Gene Ontology annotation, cellular component: ciliary transition fiber; centriole. The record is from RefSeq and is a predicted model, not a curated record. NCBI's taxonomy places the organism in Eukaryota, Metazoa, Mollusca, Gastropoda, Physidae.